AUGGCGGCAGAAACAAAAACAUUUACCAUCAACGAGGUCUCCCAGCACAAGACAAGAGACGACUGUUACAUCAUCAUCCGAGACAAAGUCUACAAUGUCUCCAAGUUUCUCGACGAGCACCCGGGUGGUGACGAUGUAAUUAUGGACAUGGCAGGUGAAGACACCACUGAGGCCUUUGAUGAUGUCGGCCACAGUGAAGAAGCAAAUGAGAUGCUCGCCGCGAUCUUUGUUGGGGAAAUAUCAACCAAAGUGAGUCUCUCGUAUGCUUGUCUCACCUCUUGGGUCGGCUAA
Messenger RNA from Fusarium vanettenii 77-13-4, 291 nucleotides. RefSeq lists its product as uncharacterized. Lineage: Eukaryota; Fungi; Ascomycota; Sordariomycetes; Hypocreales; Nectriaceae. Gene Ontology annotation, molecular function: heme binding. The record is from RefSeq and is a predicted model, not a curated record. Bases 1 to 291 code for a protein of 96 amino acids. The transcript is spliced from 2 exons. Gene Ontology annotation, cellular component: membrane; intracellular membrane-bounded organelle.